Messenger RNA from Ipomoea triloba (trilobed morning glory), 1626 nucleotides. RefSeq names its product protein CHLOROPLAST IMPORT APPARATUS 2-like. Gene Ontology annotation, molecular function: protein binding. Gene Ontology annotation, cellular component: nucleus. Lineage: Eukaryota; Viridiplantae; Streptophyta; Magnoliopsida; Solanales; Convolvulaceae. The record is from RefSeq and is a predicted model, not a curated record. Gene Ontology annotation, biological process: regulation of DNA-templated transcription. The transcript is spliced from 3 exons. The coding region runs from base 177 to 1397 and encodes 406 amino acids.
GACUCUUUUCCUUCCUCAGCUUAGAUAUUUUCUCCAGCUGCCCUUUUGGCUUUUCUCACUCUUUUUUUAUAGUACUUGAGUUUUCAGGGUUUAGCUAGGGUUCUUCAACUACUCCUUAAAUAUGGGAAUUGGGUAUUAGCCAGAAAUAGGAGUUGGAGUCUGUUCUUGUGUUAAUAAUGCCGCCUUCUUGUCUGAGUGGAGGUGGGAGAGCAUAUAAAUUGGAGGUUGAGAUAAUCAAGUCCCCAUUAUCAUCAUCAUCUUCAUCUACUUGUUGGGCCUCGCGCUUAUCUUCUUCUUCUCCAUCCCCCACUCUCUCAGAAUCCACCAAUUCUUCUUCGCUUGCGCUCUCCACCAGAAAGCCUCGCACGCCUCGAAAACGCCCCAACCAAACAUACCAUGAAGCCGCCGCGCUCCUAUCCACGGCCUAUCCCGCCGUAUUCACAAGCAAAUUCGCCCCGCCGGAAAACCCCGCCUUUUCCUCCUUCUCCGACCUCCUCUUCUCCGAGACACACCCCACUCGCAAUGAUGAUGAUGAUACAUUUCUUCUACAAUAUUCCCCAGUUGAUGAAAGAAUCCAGCCUGCUGCUCUCCCUUGUAAACUGCUCGCCGGCUGGGAAAUCCACGACUCGAAUUCGCGGCCCAUUAGCUUCGAUUAUUGCGAGGAUUUUCAAGACGGGUUUGACGCGGCGGGUUCAAUUUUGGAUGGGGAGAUUGAGGAGGGCGGUAUUGAUAGCAUUAUGGGGAAGCUCGGUGGGAUUGGGGGCGACGAUUCGGCACUAAAGGAGGGUGAAUGGAUGGGCGCUACUUCUUACGGGUUUCCAAUUGGGAUGGGAUUUAAGGCGGCCAUAAAGAAUAAUGGAGAUUAUUGGUGGAGGUUUCCGAGCGUUAACGUGGUGGACAUCACCCCAAACCUCGAGAAAUCUGCGCCGGCGCCGGAGAAGAUGAAGAAUAAGAAGAAGAAGAAGAAAAAGAAAGUAGAAACGCUGGGUGAAUUUCGGAUUGCUCAGGAAGAAGAGAGGUCGUUGUCGUCUUCUUCAGCUCAAAGUAAAGAGGAGUCCAGCAAUAUUCCCAACCCGAAAUCCACUUUGCUCCUAAAAUUGAACCACCACAGCGUUUUGACGGAGUGGAUGGACCGCCCAUUGCCCUUCUCCGAUGAAACUCUGUGCUCCGGAGCUACCGGAACUGAUGUCCAAGCUAGAUUGGCACAAAUAGACUUAUUCUCAGAGAGUGGAGUUAGAGAAGCAAGUGUAUUGCGUUACAAAGAAAAGCGGCGCACGCGCCUUUUUUCUAAGAAAAUAAGAUAUCAAGUCAGAAAGGUCAAUGCUGAUCAACGGCCUAGAAUGAAGGGACGUUUCAUGAAAAGCCCAAAUUCUCCCGAUGAUAGCGAGCAAGGAUGAUGCAUAACCAGCAGCCAUCUUUCAAUUAAUUACAAGAGUUACGUUUGGUCACCACAUUAUUCCUCUUCAUAUGUACUUUUCAUUUUUGUUUACUCUUCAGUGUUUUUUUAAUCAUUAUCUGCCUAAUUUUGUUUCUGGACAUUUAUACGUUCGGAGGAAGGAAGAUAGACUAGUUGCUAAGAGAUCAAUCAGAUCAGAAUAAUAGUCCAAAGGCCAGUUUUCCCCUUGU